Molecule: messenger RNA, 1971 nt
Organism: Rubroshorea leprosula
Lineage: Eukaryota; Viridiplantae; Streptophyta; Magnoliopsida; Malvales; Dipterocarpaceae
Source: the annotation of a GenBank genome assembly
GCCGAACUCCGCCCUUCUCUUCCGCCAUGUGACCUUUCUGAAACCCCUCUCUCUCACCAUUUUUCUCUUUUUUCCCCUUUUGAUUUCUUUAAUUUUUAGUUCAAAAACUAAGUACCAACAAACCCAUAUCUCCGAUUUCUUACUUUCCACUUCACGGCGAAACAGAAAGCCCCAUUUCACCUGCUUUCUAUCUUCUGCUGGAGGUUUUUGUUUGAGGUUUAAAUGAUCAUCGGAUGGCGGAGUUCAUCCAUAGACCCACGAAUAACCGGGGGUUCUACGUCCGGAUGAGACUGCUUCACAGAAGCCGGCCGCCGCCGGAGAAAAGCCUGUUCUUCAGAUACUACAAAUGGGUUCUCUGGAUUUCUUUAUCUCUGUAUUUUUUCAGCUCAUAUUUCAUCAGCCACAAACCCAUCCCUCUUUCUAAAAGCUAUGUAACAAACUCUAAAUCUGUUCAUCCUUCUCGGGCCUUAUUUGAGUCCAUCAACGGAACUCUUCAAGAAUCCAAACCUGAUCGAGGGUCAUUCAAGGAUUUGAAGGUGUUUGUCUACGAGCUGCCGUCGAAAUACAACGUUGACUGGCUCGCCAACGAGCGUUGCAGCAACCACCUGUUCGCCGCCGAGGUGGCCAUUCACAGGGCCCUCCUCAAUAGCGGCGUACGGACGUUCGACCCCUACGAGGCGGACUUCUUCUUCGUUCCAGUCUAUGUUUCGUGCAAUUUUAGCACCGUUAAUGGGUUCCCGGCCAUUGGCCACGCUCGUUCUCUCUUGUACUCGGCGAUUCAGCACAUCUCGUCGCAGUAUCUGUUCUGGAACCGGUCUCAGGGCUUUGACCACGUCUUCGUCGCUUCCCACGAUUAUGGAGCCUGUUUCCACGCCAUGGAGGACAGGGCAAUCGCUGUUGGGAUACCAGAGUUCAUGAAGAAGUCGAUAAUGUUACAAACUUUUGGUGUGGAAUACAAACACCCUUGCCAAGACGUUGAGCAUGUCGUUAUACCACCUUAUAUCCCACCGGCUAGUUUACGGAAGACUCUGGGGAAAUUUCCUGUAACCGGCCGGCGAGACAUCUGGGUCUUCUUCAGAGGCAAAAUGGAAGUCAACCCCAAGAAUAUUAGUGGGCUAUACUACAGCAGGAAGGUGAGGACAGACAUAUGGAGGAGAUAUAAUGGUGACCGGAGGUUUUACCUUCAAAGGCACAGAUUUCCCGGCUACCAGUCAGAGAUCGUACGGUCAGUGUUCUGUCUGUGUCCAUUAGGGUGGGCCCCGUGGAGCCCUCGACUAGUCGAGUCAGUCGCCUUGGGCUGUGUGCCGGUGAUAAUUGCGGACGGUUUACGUUUACCUUUCCCCUCGGCCAUACGGUGGCCAGAGAUUUCCCUUAGGGUGGCGGAGAAGGACGUGAAGAAGCUAGGGAGGAUUCUGGAACACGUGGCGGCAACCAAUUUGUCAAGCAUCCAGCGCAACCUCUGGGAGCCGGCAGUUAGGCGGGCGCUGAUGUUCAACGAGGCGGUGGAAAAAGGAGACGCCACCUGGCAUGUGAUGGAGUCGCUUUACGCCAAGCUGGAUAGGUCGUACAGAAGAUCAAAAGUUUCUAGCCAAUAACAAGAUGCCACGUGAGAUGCCAACUGCAUUGACUCGGUUGACAGGUUACCUGAGACAUGAUGGAUAUUUUGAAUAGAUUGUGCUAAGUGCUAAUGUACCAGGAGGUCCAGAAUUCAUAAGGAGAUUAAGAAUUUGGCUAAAAUGUAUACUGCAGGGGAGGUACAAGAAUAUGAUUUUAUUUUUUAUUUUUUUGGCAGAAACCAACGGUAGAAUUUUGCUCUGUCACGUGAAUGUAUGUUGUCUAGGUGGCAAUUUUGCAUUGGAUGGAUAUGCGGUUCCUGUGAGAAUCGGAUUUAUUCAGCUUUUCAUUUUGUAAAUUAGUCAAAAGAGAAAUUUUGCAGUAAAUAACACACCUUAAUAGGUUUAUUUUUUUUAU